This is a messenger RNA of Halichondria panicea, 15730 nucleotides long. RefSeq lists its product as uncharacterized. NCBI's taxonomy places the organism in Eukaryota, Metazoa, Porifera, Demospongiae, Suberitida, Halichondriidae. The transcript has 91 exons. The record is from RefSeq and is a predicted model, not a curated record. The coding region runs from base 94 to 15609 and encodes 5171 amino acids. Gene Ontology annotation, cellular component: membrane. Gene Ontology annotation, molecular function: protein binding.
GCUAACAUUUAUAGAAACAAGAGGUGGGGCUGCUCAGUUUUUUAGCUAUUGCUAUCUAGAACAAACACAAGAAAAGGAGCUCCUGGGAUAGCCAUGGCUACCUGGAAGAACCUUUUGUUGCUUGCUAUUGGAUUGCUUUGCAGCAGCUCUGCUAAUGGCCAAUGCACUCAAGACGAUGUGAGAUUGGUGAAUGGUCCCACCAUGUACGAAGGCCGUGUGGAGGUGUGUGACAAUGGUGCCUGGGGCACUGUAUGUGACAACGGUUGGGGCACACGAGAUGCUCAAGCGGUGUGUGCUCAGCUUGGAUUUGGCGCUGCUAUCGGCUCUCCACGCUUUGCUUUCUACGGAGAGGGGACAGGAGCGAUUCUCUUUGAGAAUGUGAACUGUGAUGGUUCUCAGACCAGACUAUUAGACUGCGGUGUUGAUAGAGUCCACACUUGUGGACACUGGAGAGAUGUUGGGGCUGUAUGUUCAGGACCAUGUGCUGACGGGGAUGUGAGACUGGUGAAUGGCCCCAACACGCUUGCGGGUCGUGUGGAAGUGUGUUUUGGUGGAGCAUGGGGCACAGUAUGUGAUGACUUUUGGAGUCUUGCUGAUGCUACAGUUGUCUGCAACCAGCUGGGGAUUGGACCUGCCACCGGUGCUCCUAUACGGGCCCCCUACGGACAAGGAACUGGAACCAUUCUUCUUGAUAAUCUUCAGUGUAUUGGUACUGAGGCCAACCUGAUUGACUGUCCCCACAACGGAGUCGGUAUUGAAAACUGCGGUCACUCUGAGGAUGCUGGAGCAGUCUGCACAGGUUGCACCCAGAAUGACUUGAGAUUGGUCGGACCCAGCGAUCUGCAGGGUCGUGUGGAAGUGUGCAAUGCUGCAGAGUGGGGCACAGUCUGUGAUGACGCCUGGAAUCUCCUUGAAGUUCAAGUGGUGUGCAAUCAGCUUGGAUUAGGCAGAGCUCGACGUCAAGAUGGGUUUAGUUACUAUGGUGCAGGAACAGGAGCUAUUGUUCUUGACAACCUUGGAUGUAUUAAUACUGAGACCAACUUGUUUGACUGUCCCCACAACGGACUUAACAUCCACAACUGUGCCCACUGGGGAGACGCUGGAGCUUGGUGCUAUGAUGUCUGCUCUGAUGGAGAUGUGAGAUUGGUCGGUGGGACCAACACACGUGAGGGUCGUGUGGAGGUGUGCAAUGGUGGAGCAUGGGGCACCGUCUGUGAUGACUUCUGGAGUCUCAAUGAUGGACAUGUUGUUUGCGGUCAACUUGGACUGGGAUUAGCAACAAGUGCUCCUCGCGUUGCCUUCUUUGGACAAGGAACUGGAGACAUUCUCCUGGACAACCUCCUAUGUACUGGCACUGAGGCCACUCUGUUUGACUGUCCCCACAAUGGAGUGGGUAUCCACAACUGUGGCCACUCUGAGGAUGCUGGAGUAAUCUGUGCAGGAUGCACUCAAGGAGAUUUGAGGAUAUUAGAUGGACCACCUGAUUUGGUGGGACUUGCCGGUCGUGUUGAGGUGUGCGAUAAUGCAGAGUGGGGCACAGUCUGUAACCAGGGAUGGGACCCAUUGGAUGCUGACGUUGUGUGCCAACAACUGGGACUGGGCUUUUCUGCCCGUUCAAUUGCUUCUGCCGAGUACGGAGCUGGUCCACCAAAUUAUGCAAUUGUCCUUGGAAGGUUACUAUGUGUUGGCACCGAGGCUUCUAUAUUUGACUGCCCCAUGGCCAACAAUCCUCUUAACCAGUGUUUCCAUGGCGGAGAUGUAGGAGUCGAAUGUGAAGGUAUUUGCCAAAUUGGAGAUUUGAGACUGACCAAUCAGACCAACUACAAGAAUGGUCGACUGGAGGUGUGCAAUAAUAGAGUGACUUUUGGCACUGUCUGUGACGAUAUUUGGGGCUUUCAAGAUGCAAAUGUUGCCUGCAAACAGCUUGGAUUUCCUGGAGCUCUUGUGGACUAUCAGUUCUUUGGAGAGGGAACAGGAGACAUUCUAUAUGAUGAUGUGUCCUGCCGGGGCAGUGAGACCAGCCUUGCCGACUGUCCCAGGAGUGAGGACCCCCACAACUGUGCUCAUUCUGAAGACGUUGGAUUGGAGUGCUUCGACAACAUUCGUCUGGUUGAUGGAACUUCAGCAUCGGAGGGUAGAGUUGAAGUGUACAGCAAUGGAGCCUGGGGAACUGUCUGUGAUGAUUCCUGGAAUCAGAAUUCUGCCACUGUAGUUUGCAGACAACUGGGAUAUCCAGGAGCAAUUUCGUUCACCGGAUCUGCCUCCUUUGGCCAAGGAACUGGAAACAUUGUGCUUGACAACGUUCUCUGUACUGGCACUGAGGCCAGUCUGUUUGACUGUCCCCACAACGGACUCAACGUCCACAACUGUGGUCACUCUGAGGAUGCCGGAGUCGUUUGCAUGGACUGUACUGACGGUGAUGUGAGACUGGUGGGAGGGGCUGAUAAUACUGAGGGCCGUGUUGAGAUCUGUAACAGUGGGCUGUGGGGAACUGUCUGUGAUAACGGGUGGGACAUAAAUGACGCUACAGUAGUCUGUGUACAACUCGGGUUCACUUCAGCUACUGACUUUUUCACUGGUGCUAUGUUCGGGAAAGGAAAUGGAGAUAUUGUGCUUGAUGAUGUGGGCUGUGACGGCACUGAGACAAGACUAGAAGAUUGCCCCAAGGCACAAAUGUCUGCUGAGUGUACCCACACCCAAGACGCUGGAGUCUCUUGUGAAUCUGUCAUUCCCAUCUGUGAGGACGGAGAUCUCCGGUUGAUUGGUGGAGAUGCCAGAAGUGGACUAGUAGAGGUGUGCAGUGGUAAUGAGUGGGGUACAGUCUGUGAUGACCUGUGGGACAAUACUGAUGGAGCUGUAGCCUGCAGUCAGCUGGGCUUCCCUGGCUUUGAGAGUGUUGCUUCAUUUGGUCAAUUCGGGCAAGGCACUGGUCCCAUUCACCUUGACAACCUUGGCUGCGUUGGCACUGAGACCAGACUCAUUGACUGUCCCCACAAUGGAGUGGGUAUUGAGAACUGUAACCACUUUGAAGAUGCUGGAGUGACCUGUCAAGCCGACGUCCGCCUCGUCAAUGGAGCUACUGAGAAUGAGGGACGUGUGGAAGUGUUUGCCAAUGGAGCCUGGGGCACAGUCUGUGAUGACUUUUGGGGUCUUCCUGAUGCCGGAGUUGCCUGUAGGCAGCUUGGCUAUUCCACAGCCACCGGAGCUCCUAUCCAGGCUGCCUACGGACAAGGAACUGGAGCCAUUCUCCUGGACGACCUCAUGUGUACUGGCACUGAGGCCUCCCUACUCGACUGCCCCAGUAAUGGAGUGGGUAUCCACAACUGUGGUCACUCAGAGGAUGCUGGAGCCGUAUGUGCAGUGUGCUCUGAAGGAGACAUAAGACUUGUGGGUGGAGCCACUGGUAACGAGGGUCGUGUGGAGGUGUGUGAUAGUUCCUCCUCUUGGGGCACAGUCUGUGAUGACCUCUGGGACGACACUGAUGCUGCUGUUGUUUGCAACCAAAUUGGCUUCCCUCCAGGCACUGUUGUUGCUCAAUCCAGAGCAUUUUUUGGGCAAGGAACUGGAAACAUUCUUCUCGACAACGUAGGUUGUGUGGGCACAGAGACCAGACUGUUUGAUUGCCCAAAUAAUGGAGUAGGUGUCCACAACUGUGCUCACUCUGAGGAUGCUGGAGUAAUCUGUCCUGUUCGAAUCCGCCUCGUCAAUGGACCUACUGAGAAUGAGGGUCGUGUGGAGGUGUAUGCCAAUGGAGGCUGGGGCACAGUCUGUGAUGACGCUUGGGGUCUUCCUGAUGCCGGAGUUGCCUGUAGGCAGCUUGGUUACAGUGCAGCCACCAGUAGUCGAUGCUGUGCCGCCUAUGGACAAGGAACGGGAGCAAUUCUCCUGGACAACCUCAACUGCGCCAGUACUGAGGCCUCCCUGUUUGACUGUCCCCACAAUGGAGUGGGCACUCACAAUUGUGGUCACUCUGAGGAUGCUGGAGUUGUUUGUGAUACCACACCUGCGUCUUGCACUAAUGGAGACAUAAGACUGGUGGGUGGUCUGGUUCCGAAUGAGGGACGAGUGGAGGUGUGCGAUAACAAUGCAUGGGGCACUGUUUGUGACGAUUCAUGGGACCUUGACGAUGGACAAGUUGUCUGUAGACAACUCGGCUAUUCUAUAGCAACCUCUGCUGUCGGCAGUGCUACCUUUGGACAAGGAACUGGAAGCAUAAUCCUCGAUGAUGUCAGCUGCAUUGGGACCGAGUCUUCCAUCGUGGAGUGCCCGCACGGAGGACUCAACAUCCACAAUUGUGCACAUUCUGAGGAUGCUGGAGUACACUGCAAAGUGUGUACAACUGGCGAUGUCCGUUUGGUGGGUGGUAUGUCUGAAUUCGAGGGUCGUGUGGAGGUGUGCAACGAUGAUGAGUGGGGCACAGUCUGUGACGACAGCUGGGACCUUAAUGAUGGAAAUGUAGUGUGUGCACAACUUCAAUAUGGAGCAGCCACCAGCGCACCACGCUUUGCAACCUUCGGACAAGGAACUGGACCCAUUCUCCUUGACGACCUUAUGUGCAGUGGCUCUGAGUCCUCUCUCUUUGACUGUAAUCAUGGAGGAGUCGGAACCCACAACUGUGGUCAUUCUGAAGACGCUGGUGUGGUCUGUGGAAGUGUGUGCCCACAAGGUGAUGUGAGACUGGUCGGUGGUACUAAUGAGUUUGAAGGUCGUGUGGAGAUCUGUAACCAGAACCAGUGGGGCACAGUCUGUGACGAUAGCUGGGAUGAUAAUGAUGCAAUGGUCGUGUGUAGACAGCUGGGAAAUACAGGUGGUGUUGGCUUUAGGGUUGCUAUGUUUGGUCCGGGAGUUGAUCCUAUCUGGCUGGACGAUGUGGCUUGUACUGGAACUGAACUGUUGCUUAGUGAUUGUUCCUCCUCGGGCUUUGGCACGCAUAACUGUGGCCACAGUGAAGAUGCUAGUGUGAGAUGCAGUGGACCUGUUACCCCUCCUCCUGUGUGUAUCCAAGGUGACAUUCGACUGGUGGAUGGAGCUGACUUCAGACAGGGACGUGUGGAGGUGUGCAACAGCAACGCCUGGGGCACUGUGUGUGAUGACUUCUUUGGCGCUGAUGAGGCCACUGUCGCCUGUAGGCAGCUUGGACUCAACGGAGAUGGUGCUACUGCUCAGUCUUUUGCCACUUAUGGACCAGGAACUGGACAGAUUGUGUUGGACAACAUUUUUUGUACAGGUACCGAGACCUCCCUGUUUGAUUGUCCCCACAAUGGCGUUGGUACUCACGAUUGUGUUCACUUUGAGGAUGUCGGAGUCACCUGUCCACUCAUCUGUGACAAUGGUGACCUGAGACUUGUGGGUGGAGCCAAUUCCAGAGAGGGCCGUGUGGAGGUGUGCGAUAAUGAGAUGUGGGGGACCGUCUGUGAUGACUUCUGGGGUGCACCCGAGGCUCAAGUAGUCUGCUGGCAGCUCGGAUACAGCAGGGAAGGUACUGCUUUUGGUAGUGCUUUCUUUGGCCAAGGCACUGGUUCAAUCUUGUAUGAUGACUUUGGCUGUACUGGCACUGAGAAUAGACUGACUGCCUGCUCACAUCUUGGCGUGGGACAACACAACUGUGCCCACUUUGAAGAUGCUGGUGUGAGGUGUACUGGUACUUGCACUGAAGGAGAUCUCAGGCUAGUCGGAGGAAGCAACGAUUUCGAGGGUCGUGUGGAGGUGUGCAGCGGCACUGGAGAGUGGGGCACUGUCUGUGAUGAUUUUUGGAGUGACAAUGAUGCAAUCGUUGUCUGCCGACAGCUUGGAUUCAAUGCUGAUGGUGCAACUGCUUUCAGUUUCGCCUUCUUUGGUCAGGGAACAGGAGAAAUUCUCAUCGAUGACGUCCAAUGUGUUGGCACGGAGACUCGAUUACUCGACUGUAGCCUAACACAGAUACACAACUGUGCUCAUACUGAAGACGCUGGUGUUUCGUGCUCCAUGGAUACAGCUGGUCCAAGUUGUUCUGACUACGAGCUUAGACUUGUUGGUGGAACCAGCAGCCUUCAGGGUCGAGUGGAGAUUUGCUUGGGGAACAUCUGGGGCACAGUUUGUGACGACCGCUGGGAUAAUGCCGAUGCUAGUGUGGUGUGUGGCUUUCUUGGAUACUCCCGUGACGGUGCUGUUGCUCGUUCAUUUGCUGCUUUCGGACAAGGAACAGGGCCCAUCUGGCUGGACGAAGUUGGUUGCCAAGGAGAUGAAGCAUCACUUGCUUUCUGUCCCAUAGAUUCAACCCACGACUGUUCACACUUUGAGGAUGCUGGAGUGGAGUGCAUCAUCUGUGUUCAAGGCAGUGUGAGGCUGGUGGACGGUUUGAGCGAUCUGGAAGGUCGUGUGGAGGUGUGCAACAACCAAGAAUGGGGCACGGUGUGUCAGACCUUCUGGGAGAGUCCUGACGCAGGAAUUGUGUGCUCACAAAUUGGAUACUCAAGAUUCGGAGCCACUGCCAACGGUGCACUGUCUGCUGGCUAUGGAGUUGGAAGAGGUCCAAUCCUCUUUGACCAAGUCCAGUGUAUCGGUAAUGAAGACUCCUUGUUUGACUGUCCGAGCUCUGGGCUUGGCAUUCACAGCUGCCCGACUGAUCAUAGCCUUGAUGCUGGUGCCAUCUGUAGCUCUGGCAUCGUCUGUGGGUCUGGAGAUGUCAGACUGGUUGGUGGAGACGCUCCCGGCUCUGGCCGUGUGGAGGUGUGCAUUCGUGAGGUGUGGGGAACAGUUUGUGAUGCCCUCUGGGAUGAGAUGGAGGCAGCUGUGGUGUGCAGGCAGGCUGGAUUCUCUAGGAUUGGUGCAAAUGUUACAACUGGAGCCUCGUUCGGACAGGGAACCUCCCCCAUCCAGCUCACGGAGUUACGUUGUACUGGCUCUGAGGACAGCCUUCUCGAUUGUCCUGGUAGCGACACUGUAGUGGCCACCUGUACACAUUUCAUGGACGCAGGAGUCAUCUGCAACACUUCCGUGGUGUGUCUAAAGGGCGAUAUCCGAUUGGCUGGCGACAUCGCUCUCCGAGGUGAUGACCCCUCGAUGCAAGGUCGUGUGGAAGUGUGCAAUGACGAAACAUGGGGCACAGUCUGUGACGAUUUCUGGGGCAACGAAGACGCUAAUGUGGUGUGCAGGCAGCUCGAAUUCUGGGACCAAGGUGCUACUUCUGUCAGGUUUGCUGGUUUCGGUCAGGGAAUGGACCCCAUCUUACUCGACAAUGUGCAAUGUGCUGGAGACGAAGAUAGACUCAUUGAUUGUCCUUCCAACGAAAUCGGGCUCCACAACUGUGCACACUCUGAGGAUGCCGGUGUCAGAUGUUUGCCAAUCCCACCACCUUGCUCCAACGGAGAUGUGAGACUGUCAGGUGGGACUAGCAGCGGUCAGGGUCGAGUGGAGUUCUGCCACAAUCAGAUCUGGGGCACCAUCUGCGAUAGUGGGUGGGGCAUUGAGGACGCCAAUGUCGUGUGUGGUCAACUGGGAUACGUCAGAGAUGGAAUGAACACGGCCAUUGGUGGUGCUUCUUUUGGCGAGGGUGAUGGUCAGAUCUGGCUAGAGAAUGUAGCAUGCACUGGUACUGAAGAGAGUCUAGGCAUGUGUGUGCACGAUGGUAUUGCCAACCAAGACUGCACUCACGCCAUGGAUGCUGGUGUCACCUGUCAAGAGUGUGCUGCCGGUCAAAUACAAUUGGUGGGUGGAGCCUCACUGACCGAGGGGCGAGUUGAGGUGUGCAACAACAACGUAUGGGGCACUGUUUGUGAUGAUUUUUUUGCUGUCAAUGAGGCAAACGUGAUCUGUAGACAGCUGGGUUAUUUGCCCCCUGGCACAACGGCCACUGCUGAAAUUCAAGCUAGAUUUGGACAAGGAACUGGACCAAUCACCUUUGAUAACCUUGCCUGUACCGGCACUGAGGCUUCCCUGUUUGACUGUCCCCACAACGGAGUCAACAUCCACAACUGUGCUCACUCUGAGGAUGCUGGAGUCACCUGUCCAGCAGAGGCCUGCGUGGAUGGAGAUGUGAGACUGGCUGGUGGUACUGGUGCUGACCAGGGACGACUGGAGUUCUGCCUUAGCAACAUGUGGUAUUCCGUCUGCAACAAUAACUUUAACUCAAUUGACGGCAGCGUCAUCUGCAGACAGCUGGGCUUCUCAAGAUAUCAUGCUGAUGUAACUGAUGGUUCGAUGUACGGAAUGGUCCCGACCAUCGGGCUUGACAAUGUAGACUGUACUGGUGAUGAGACUGCUCUCUCUCAGUGUUCUGCAAACGUUACAAUCGAUCCCAGCUGCACUAUCACCACCGUCGUUGGGCUCGUGUGCAGAGAUGAACUUGUAUGUGAGGACAACCAGCUAAGGAUUGUGGGCGGGUCCAAUCAGUAUGAAGGUCGCGUGGAACUCUGCAUUAGUGAGAACUGGAACACCAUCUGUGCUGAUGGAGCUUGGUCAAACAACGAUGCCAAUGUUGCUUGCAGAGAGGCCGGAUAUUCUGCUAUGGGAGCUGUGGCCUUCACUGAUGCAUUCUUUGGACAAGGUAUUGGACAGAUCCAGUUUGAUGUGUUUGGCUGUACCGGCCUUGAGAGUCGCCUUACUGACUGCUCCUUUGACCCUGUCACGUCCAACUGCCCUGGAGACCACACCCAGGAUGCUGGUGUCCGUUGCAACCAAGGUUGUGAGGAAGGCGAGGUGAGACUUGCAGGUGGCAGCAGCCCCAGCGAAGGCCGUGUUGAGAUCUGCAUUGAUGGUUCCUGGGGCACAGUCUGUGAUGACUUCUGGGACAAUGCUGAGGCUGCUGUUGUUUGCAGGCAACUUGGACUACCAGCUGCUGGAGCCAUUGCUACAAGUCUCUCCUCCUUUGGCGUGGGAUCAGGUGAAAUCCACCUUGACGACCUCAUGUGUAUUGGAGACGAGGAAAGCCUUCUGGACUGUCCCAAUACCAUGAUACACAACUGUCUCCAUAUCGAAGAUGCAGGAGCCAUCUGUCAAGGCUGUGUCGCUGGACAUAUUAGACUAUCCAAUGGCUUCCGGACGAGUGAAGGACGAGUGGAGGUGUGCCGUAACAAUGUAUGGGGUACCAUCUGCGACAUAUCCUGGGGGCAAGAGGAUGCCACCGUUGUGUGCCGCCAACUCGGGUGGUCAAUUACUGGUGCAGUCGCUCAAACAGGAAACUUUUACGGGCCUACGGCCGAUACCAUGGUGCCCAUCUAUGCCUACAACUUCGGGUGCACAUCAACUGAACAGGGAUUGGUGGACUGUCCAUUCCUUGAGGCCACUGGAAACUGCCUCCAUUCUCAGGAUGCUGGGGUGCAGUGUAGCGAAUUUGCUGCCUGCAACGAGGGAGAAGUACGUCUGAUGGGAGGCAGUAACCGACUAGAGGGACGACUAGAGAUAUGUCUCAAUGAAGUAUGGGGUACUGUGUGUGACGAUGGCUGGGACAGCAUUGGUGCCAACGUGGCCUGUAGACAACUGGGCUUCUCUAGGUUCAAUGCAAUUCACUUCAGCAAUGCGAUGUUCGGAGAAGGCACGGGCCCCAUCUACCUCGACAACGUGCAGUGCGUUGGAUCAGAGCUCCACAUUCAAGAGUGUACCUACUCCAGUGACGCAAGCGAAUGUACUCACGCUGAGGAUGCAUCUGUCAGAUGCAGUGGAAACUUGAUGUGCGAGAAUGGAGAUCUGAGGUUGGCCGAUGGAACUAACGACUUUGAGGGUCGCGUGGAGCUAUGCUUCAACGAAACUUGGGGAACCAUCUGCGACAGUUUCUGGACUGAAUUUGAGGGUGAUAUUGUGUGCCGUCAGCUUGGCUUUCAGCCCUUCGACGCCGUUGCAUUAUAUGACGCUACCUUUGGUGAGGGAAUGGGCCCCAUCUGGUUCGAUUUCGUGUUCUGUUUCGGACAAGAAGAGAGACUUUUGGACUGUUUCAACAAUGGCUUCCUCUCCAUGGACCUGUGCACUGGUCAUAACAACGAUGCUGGAGUCAGGUGUAUAGAAGGAUGCAAUACCGGUACGGUGAGACUUGCUGAUGGACAGGGUAUGACCGGUCAGGGACGAGUAGAGGUGUGCAGUGACCAACACUGGGGCACAGUCUGUGACGACAACUGGGAUGUCAAUGACGCUAAUGUGGUGUGCAGGCAGCUCGGAUUCUCUGGAGCUGGUGCCAUGGCCAUCACUGACGGCACAUUUGGAGUGGGAGAGGGCGCCAUUCAUUUUGACAACCUUGCCUGUAUCGGAAGUGAGACCUCUGUCUUUGACUGCGUAGUGGACACUGACACUUCUGACUGCUCCCACGUUCAAGAUGCUGGAAUUAUCUGCUCUUUGAACAAGAUCUGUGAAGAUGGCGAUCUUCGACUGGGUGGGACCUCCACGUCUCCUUUAGCUGGCCGUGUUGAGGUGUGUGUGAGCGAGAUCUGGGGCACCAUCUGCGACAGCGGCUGGGACGUAACUGAUGCAGGUGUCGCCUGCAGGAAGCUCGGACUGUCUAGAUUUGGUGCUCUGGCCCAAGGAAGCUCCUUCUAUGAUCCUGGAACUGGAGACAUCUUCUUUGACAACUUUGGCUGCACUGGUAAUGAGUUGAGCCUCCUGGACUGUACCAACACUGUUGCCGUUAUUACUGGCAGCUGCAGUCACUCGUCUGAGGCCGGAGUUCGUUGCAAUCCAGCACCUAUCUGUCAGGAUGGGGAUAUUCGACUGAUCACGCCAACUAAUAUGCCGGAUCUCCGUAACAACAGUGGACGCGUGGAGGUGUGUUUGAACGAGGUUUGGGGGACAGUGUGUGACAACUCCUGGGAAACAAAUGAUGCCAACGUGGCUUGCAGACAGCUAGGAUUUUCUCGAUACAAUGCUGUUGCUAGACCAUUGGCUGCCUAUGGCCAGGGUGUUUCUGCUAUCUCCCUUUCCAGCUUAGGCUGCACAGGAGACGAGGAGCGGCUCAUCGACUGUUCAUACACUGACCCUAACGUCGACAUGUGCACCCACAGUGAAGACGCAGCAAUCGACUGCAGCGAAAACUUAUUUUGUGUCGAGGGUGACGUCAGACUGCAAAAUGGCACUGAUGGCACUCAAGGUCGCCCAGAGAUCUGCAUCGGAGAGGAAUGGAGGACUAUUUGCGAUCAGGGCUGGUCCCUCAAUGACGCCAACGUCCUCUGCGGGCAGCUGGGCUUUGCCUCAAAUGGUGCUCAGAUCUUUAGCAAUGCCUUCUUUGGUCAAGGAACUGGUGCAAUCGCUUUUACUCAACUAUCUUGCUUCGGUACGGAGCAGAACAUCCUUGAAUGUCCAAUUAGCACUGACACCAGCACUUGUACUCACGCAGACGACGCUGGAGUUAUCUGCCAAGAAAUCUGUGAAACUGGAAACAUUCGCCUUGUUGAGGGUACAAAUGAGUACGAAGGUCGUGUGGAGGUGUGUCUUAACGAGCAAUGGGGUACAGUAUGUGACGACAUCUGGGAUACACCUGACGCUAGCGUUGCCUGUGGGCAGCUUGGAUACUCCCGAGACAAUGCUGUAGCACUUUCCCUUGCUCCGUUCGGUCAAGGCCUUGGUCCGAUAUGGUUGGACAACCUCGCCUGCAAUGGUAAUGAGGAGAGACUCAUCGAUUGCGGCUACGAUGCUCACACUGCUGACUGUGCUCAUUUUGAGGACGCUGGACUACGUUGUCUACCUUGUACCACUGGGGACAUCAGACUACUUGAUGGCAGCUCCAUCUACGAAGGUCGUGUGGAGGUAUGCCAGGACCAGACGUGGGGAACUGUCUGUGAUGAUGGAUGGAGCACUCUCGAUGCUACCGUGGUGUGCAGACACCUUGGUUACUCUGGAAUUGAUGCCCAGGCCAUCCAGGGUGCAGUAUUUGGACAGGGAGUUGGUCCGAUCUACCUCGACGACGUGGCAUGCAGUGGAACUGAAACUGACAUCUUCGAUUGCACCGCCACAACAACACAUGACUGCGACCACUCUCAGGAUGCCUCUGUUCGCUGCAACUUCCCACCUGUUUGCACGGAGUCUCAGUUAAGACUGGUUGGAGGCACGAGAUCCAGUGAGGGGCGAAUUGAAAUCUGCCGUCUGGAAGCAUGGAGUACUAUCUGUGACAAUCUAUGGAGCCGGGAGGAAGCUCAGGUGGCCUGCAGUCAGCUGGGAUAUUCAAGACAUAAUGCUAAUUCAACGGUUGGUGCUUCGUUCGGUCAAGGCACUGGUCCCAUCUACGGCACUUCAGUGGUGUGUAACGGGGAGGAGCAAAGCCUUUCCGAUUGCAUGUACUCCAUGGAUGCUUCCACAUGUUCCCAUGCCAACGAUGCUGGAAUUAUGUGCGCCGAAGAUCUGCUGUGUCAAGAUGGAGAUAUUCGACUACAGGGCGGAGCCAGUGAGCUUGAGGGUCGUAUCGAGCUCUGCAAUGAUGAGACCUGGGGAACAGUCUGUGAUCGCGUAUUUGGGACUUCCGAUGGCAACGUUGCUUGCAGGCAACUUGGUUUCGCUCCUAUUGGUUCCACCAUCAGACCUGGUGCUUUCUACGGGCAAGGUAGUGGGCCAGUCCUCCUUGAUGGAGUCGGCUGUACAGGACAGGAGAGUCAAUUGGUGACUUGUCCUCACUUUGGUAUCGGUAUGGUUGACUUCUGCACUGGCGGACACACUCGGGACGUCGGAGUCAUCUGUGGAGAGGUGUGUGAGAGUGGCAGCAUCAGAUUGGCCAAUGGAGACACACCUUUCUCUGGUCGUGUGGAGGUGUGCAACGAGGAGGCCUGGGGCACUGUCUGUGACGACAGUUGGACCCAGGCAGAUGCCAACGUUGCUUGUCUGCAGGCUGGUUUCUCACGAUUCGGUGCAACUGCUCACAGUCUUGCCUUCUUUGGUGCUGGUGUUGGGCUUAUCCAUCUUGACGACCUCAUGUGCACCGGAAUGGAGAACUCUCUCUUCGAGUGCCCCUUCAAUCCCAACCACAACUGCGCCCACUUUGAGGAUGCUGGUGUCACUUGUGUGCCAGAAAGUGUGUGUAGUGAUGGAGACAUUCGUCUGUGUAACUCUGCCGAUUACUGUGGUGCUGAUCUCCUCGAGGGCAGACUUGAGUACUGCUUGAACGAAGUGUGGGGCACUGUUUGUAACAACAUGUGGUCGGUCAGUGACGCUAAGGUUGCCUGUAUUCAGCUCGGAUUCUCUACAACAGGAGCCCAAGCCUUCUCCGAUAACACCUAUGGACAGGGUUUCCCAUCCUCCCAAAUAUGGUUGGGAGGUCUUAGUUGUACUGGUUUUGAGACUGCAUUGAUUGACUGCCCCUCAUCUGGAACUUCUGGCUGCACCCACGCCAUGGAUGCUGGCAUUCUCUGUGUAGAAAAGCUUUGUGAGGAUGGUGAUAUCAGACUGAUUGGCGGCACUGACUUGGACUCCAACGGUCAGCCUCUGGCUGGACGAGUAGAGUACUGCUUGGCAGAACAGUGGGGUACCAUCUGUAACAACGGCUUCGACAACUUUGAUGCUAGAGUCAUCUGUAGGCAGUUGGGAUUCUCAAUCAACGGUGCAGUGGCGCUGACCGGAAGUAACAAUCCUUACGAUCCAGCUGCUUCUACUGUUCCUGUAUUCCUAGACCAGCUGAUGUGCACUGGCACUGAGAACACUAUCCAGGGGUGCAACCCUAACAUCAGCCCAGCUGGCUUCACCACCUGUACACAUACCCAGGACUCUGCUACCAGCUGUCAAAUCAAAGCCUCUUUCCCCACUGGCGUUACUGUAGUUCCUGCCAGUGACACAUCUCUUGUGGUCAACUGGACUCGUCCCAUUGAGUUUUACUCAACUCUUCUCCGUUACAGUGUGUCCUGUGCACACAUCCUUGCAACUACCAUUGAUGACACGAUGACAACACAAACCAUCAUUGGAUUGGACGCUGCAACAGAUUACAGUUGCUGUGUUGAGGCUCAGUACACUGAUUCAUCAGAGAAUAAUCGGGCUUGUGCAGAUGGAACCACUCUUGACGGAAUACCUGGUGUGCCUACUAACCUUGGUUUUGUUGAACUUGACGCCACUAACUGUGGCACUGUCACCUUCACUUGGGACCAACCUUCGGAAGACGAGAGAAAUGGUGAGAUCACGAUGUACCAACUGAAUGUCAUCUCUGCCAGCUCUGGACAGAACAUUUUGAGUGCAACCCCCACCACUAACAGUUACAUAGCUUCCGGCUUGCUGUGCUGCAACAGUUACUCCUUCCGUGUGGCAGCUUCCACUUCCGCUGGAUUUGGUCCACCGACUAGCGGCCCGACACUGAGGACCUUGGCUGACCUCACAAUUCCAAUUCCUGUUCUUGUGAGAGCCACCAGUGAUACAAGCCUCCAAAUCAGCUUGUCUGUCAUAACAGAGGUCAUGAACCAGCACACAGGCGGAGAUACCUACACUGUCGACGUAUCACCUGACUGCAGGAACGGUCAAAAUGCCGGUGUAGAGAACCCUGCACCACAAUCACUUGCCUACGAUGUUGACCCCUUAACCACCGAUUUCUCUAACUUGCUGCAAGAUGUGCCGUACAGAGUGAGAAUAUCAGCUGUUGUGUGUACAUCCCCUGUGCUCAUUUACAACGAGCUUUGGUUCACUCGAUCAACUGCCUCCGUUGUUGAUCCCAAGAUCACUGCCACCGCUCGCUAUCCUAGUGACCCAUCAACAGCAAGCCUUGCUUGGACAUCAUCGGAUGCUGAUGUGGUUGAUGUCAGCGUUUAUAGUGGAGACACAUUCAGUGAGGAGAACCUAGUUGGCACACAAACUGUACCUACUAUUGGAUCCAGUGUCAGUGUCCUCGACGUUCCUGGCCUCGAUAUUUGCACACGCUAUUGGUUCAUUGCUCGAGCUGCCACCUGUGCUGCGGAGGCCUUUAGUGAGCCAUCCCGUGUGGAACUCCGUGAUACUGACACUUUUGAAUUCAUAUUCAAUCUUUUCGACGAUGAAGGUUCAUGCAGUGACUGGAUCAAGGUGGCCACUAUGGACAAAAUUAAUGCUAUCGAGACUACAUUGAAGGCUGUCUUGGAUUCCACUGUGUGUGGUUUCAUCCAAGUGGGUUGUUUCGACAGUAGUACUUUCAGAUGCUCGGAUACUGAAGGAAAGACUGUCAAGUUCAGCACCACACUUGUCGGACAUGGAACAGCAUCUGCCAGUUCAGACCAACAGCAGUGUUUUAACGAAUGGCUGUCUGGAAGCCCACAGUUCACUCUACCCUCUAGCAAUGGACAACCUAUUCGAGCCAUGCCAAAUGAGGGAACUGUCACUGAGCCCCCAGCUGCUACUUCAUCUCUUCCCGACUGGGUUGUUGUGCUCAUUGUGGUGAUCGUGCUGGUGGUGCUGGUUGUUGUACUGGUUCUGGUGGUGGUCAUUCUGGUCGUGAGAAGAAAGCCUUCUUCUCCAAAAGCAAGAUCUGAUAACUUGCCUCACCACCUGAUGAACGAUCAAGAUGAUAUCUCUGUGUCUGGCCACUCCAUUGGUAUCGUGGAGAACCCUCUCUUUGCCGACAAUGAUGGUUUGGAGGAGAUGCCAAGCUACGCUGCUCUCUCUGCCAAGGAGAAGGCCGCUGAAGCUGAGUUGGAGAAGGGUUAUCCUGACAUGCCCACCUCCACUGGGCAAGGUUUCUCCAUCAACUUUGAACCUCCAGAAGAGUACUAGACGAUAAUGUCACUUGAACUUUAUAGUUAAGACUUUAGUGACUGGGUAUACGUAGUUUUAGUAAUAUUAUUUGCUCUAUAAUUAUAUAGCCGAGUUUUUAUAUGCAGUGAUUAGUCAAAAA